AUGGCCUCAACUUUACUCUUAUUUUUAGCAAAACUUGAAACUCAAUUUCUUCAUCACCUAACAUCAUCAACAACUACAAGCGCUCCAUGUACUACUGAUGAAUCUGUUGAUUCUAUAAAUACAAAUAGUGCCUUAAACAACACAAAUAAUAAUGUUAUUGAUGAAAAUAGAAUAUUAGAGUCGUCAAACAGUGACCAGAUGGAGUGGAAACAACAUUCAUUACCUUCUACUAAAUUUGAAUGUAAAAAUGAAACAGGCACAUUUACAACAAAAAAUGAACCUAAUGAGGAUGUUUCUGAACAAUUAGAAACAACAACAACAUGUUUUUCUUGUCAGCGAAUUUCUGAUUGUCUAGUAUUAAAUGUUCGUUCAAAAAUGGUUCGGUGUAUGGAAUGUUUCCAACAAAAACAACAAACAUUGUUUAAUAAUACCAACAACAAUAAUAAUGAAAAUGGGUUUGCUGCUGUUUUGGAGGGAUUGCAGCAAAGCAUUGAAAACAAAAAGAAACGAAUUUCUCCCCCAUUUUCUGCAUUAGAAUUGGCUUCUUCUCCUGGGGAAAUUUUUGGAGGAACGAAGCGAACGAGAGUAGAAAGUGAACAUUGA
This is a messenger RNA of Meloidogyne enterolobii, 603 nucleotides long. NCBI's taxonomy places the organism in Eukaryota, Metazoa, Nematoda, Chromadorea, Rhabditida, Meloidogynidae. The record is from the annotation of a GenBank genome assembly.